This is a messenger RNA of Anisakis simplex (herring worm), 216 nucleotides long. The record is from the annotation of a GenBank genome assembly. NCBI's taxonomy places the organism in Eukaryota, Metazoa, Nematoda, Chromadorea, Rhabditida, Anisakidae.
AUGACUGAAAAAGAAUGCGAAAAUGGCGGACAAGUGCUAAACCUUCAGUGUACAAGUGCAUGGCAGUGUAAUUCUGGCUAUUUGGGUGCUGAUGGUGAGGUUGAUUGUAUCAAUGGAUAUUGUUGUACGGUACCAGAAAAAGCUACUCCAGUGCCUAGCCGAAGAUUUGGUCGGUCUCAUUUAUUUUUUUGUUUGAUUCACACAGAUUUGUAUUGA